AUGCGGCCGUCUAUUUUAUUCUCCUCCCGCCACUCCAGCCCGUCUGCCAAUCCCACUCUCUACUUCACCGAACCAUCCGAGCUGACUCCAUGGCUGGAGCUGUCGUCGAGGGACGGUGCGAGCUCCAGUUGCGAGACCCUGGCGCCGGAAGGCGCCAGUCGCGAAGACAAAAGUACAGCGCGCCUCUCGCCGCUGUUCGUGUCAACGGCCGCCGACGAAGGAGGCCUAGCGGCCUUUCUGUCGCAUGACUCGAGUGCCGUCCGCGGCGACGGCUCACCCGACGCAGAACAAGCGCAAGAGCCCUACUCCGAGCCCCACAAACGAGCCCACCACAGCGGCGCCCAGUCCCGUCUGCAGCCGCACAAUGUUGCCCUCCGACCCCCAGUCCGGGCGGCUGUCGGUCGCCAGGCGCUUGGCUCGCCGCUUCCUCUCCCGCCCAGGCUCGUCGGUACCGUCGGCCCCGGCGGCGAGUGGGCGAGAGACGGCGGCUACGCCCAAUCGCCUGUGGCCGGGCGCCAGUUCCCGAGCCAGGUACAGGCGGGCCAAGGGAAGCCGGAGGCAAGAGCCAACUCAGGCCAGCCAUUCGGACCAAAGUACCAGCCUCAGCCAGCGCCGGAGGCCAUUCAUCCGACCUCGUCCCGGAAGCUUCACGUGGGUUCACGGUUGGCGAAGCAUUAG
Protopolystoma xenopodis is the source of this 678-nucleotide messenger RNA. The record is from the annotation of a GenBank genome assembly. Lineage: Eukaryota; Metazoa; Platyhelminthes; Monogenea; Polystomatidea; Polystomatidae.